Pyricularia oryzae 70-15 is the source of this 2334-nucleotide messenger RNA. RefSeq lists its product as uncharacterized. NCBI's taxonomy places the organism in Eukaryota, Fungi, Ascomycota, Sordariomycetes, Magnaporthales, Pyriculariaceae. The record is from RefSeq and is a predicted model, not a curated record. The coding region runs from base 1 to 2334 and encodes 777 amino acids. The transcript has a single exon.
AUGGAUGUGCCUUCGGACUCGCCACAAUGGACAAAGGUACCCCCUGGCGAGAACGAUUUGAGGGUCCAUGUGUACCCUCUCGCCAGCAAAGAUGGCAUUCUCAUCAAAGUCAAGCCUCCACGCGUGCCAAAGACAAACGAGCCUACCCCGACCGAUCUCGUACUCGUCAUUGACGUGUCUCCUAGCAUGCAGACCGAGAUGGUAGUCCCUACAGAGGACGAGAACCAGGUCAGGGAGCGGUUCGGAUUUACGGUGCUGGACCUCGUAGGUCACGCCUGCCUGACUAUUCUCGAGACUCUGACGGAGCGCGACAGGCUCGGCAUUGUGAUGUUCAAAGGGAGAGCUACGGUCUUGCAGGGCCUCACCCUCCAGGACCCGCAGGCCAAGGAGCGAAGCGCAAAGUACCUUGGAGAUUUGCGGCGUCUAAGCGAAAAGUGGCACUGCAACAUGUUGGGCGAGCGCGACGUGAUGGAUGGCCUUCAGGUUGGUCUGCAGCUGUUCAACGAGGUCCGAGACCAUAGCCUCCCGUAUCGCGUCCCAGCGGUGAUGCUGGUGACCGACUCUCACCUGGACAGCACCGAAUACACCAAGCCUGUGGCGUCACUCAAGGAAACGAAUCCCGAGAAGGCGCAGAUCCAUACCUUUGGCUUUGGUUACAACUCUGAGGCCGGCGUGUUCAAGGCCUUCUCGGAGAUUUCGGGUGGACGCUACACGUUUAUACCGGAUUCGAGCAUGAUUGGCACCGCCUUUGUCCAUGCCAUGGCCAACAUCCGGAACACGGCGGCUUUCCGGGUUUGCCUCAACAUCAAGGGGGAAGACCUCAAGCUGGUGAGCCCCUUUGUCGCCACCCUUCGUGAGGAGGAGACCACCUCGUCCAUCCCCGAGCCGGAUACCAGGAACAUCUACCGCAUCCAACUCACUCUGGGAAGUAUUCACUUUGGCCAAUCCAGGGAUGUAUACCUGGCAUACGAGCGUCCCCCACCCGAGGACUGCGUCAUCCAGGCCGAGCUUGUCGCAUUCGAUGCGGAGGGCUACUUUCAGACCGUGGAGGACUGCAGGGCCGACGACUAUUCCCACCUUUCUCCCGCCGAGGUGGCCUACCACGUAUCCCGCGCCCAGCUCUGCCGGUUCCUCUCGUCGCUGUUUCCGCUCGAUACUUCCUUUGACGGCCUCGGAGGGUUCCUCCCCAAACUCGAAAUGGCCGACGGCAGGCUCGCGGAGCUCAAGAGGACAAUCCCCGCGCGCCGCUUCCCAGACGACGACGACUGCGCCUCGCUCAUGACCGACCUCGAGGGCGCACCACCGCGCGGACAGAUCUCGCUGGCGCUCAGCCGCCGCGACUACCGGGACCGCUGGGGAGGCCACUACCUCCUCGGCCUGCUGGACGCGCACACCGGGCAGGUCAGCACCUCGCACAAGGACGAGGGCCCUCUGCGGUACGGCCGCGACAGCCCCAUCCUGAAGCGCUGCCGCGACGCGCUCAACGCGGCCUUUGACCACAUCGAGCCGCCGCGGCCGAGCAUCGACGUCAUCUGCACCCCCGCGCCGCCGCCCUACAGGUUCCCGAGCGUCACGCUCAGCUCCGCGCGGAGCAUCGCCGACAAGAGGGCCGCGGGUGAGCCCGUCGACGCGUGCGCGACCGUCGGCUCCCGGUUCAACCAGGGCUCGAACCCGUGCUUUGCCGGCACGACCAUGGUCAGGCUGGCCGGCGACGGCGGCGUCGUGCCCAUCUCGUGGCUGCGGGCCGGCAUCAGCGUCGCCACCCCCGCGGGGCCGCGCGCCGUCCGCACCGUGCUCAGAACGCGCGUCCGCAGCCAGCCCAUGGUGCGUCUGCCGGGCGGCGUGGUCGUCACGCCCUGGCACCCGGUCAAGAUGGGCGGCGACGGCGCCGAGUGGAUGUUUCCGGCCGCUGCUGCUGCUGCUUCUGGCCGGGACGACGGCAGCGUCAGCACCAUCACCUACAGCGGCUUCAUAUACUCGCUCCUCCUCGAAGCCGAAGCCCUGCCGGACGGCACCAAGCAAGACCCCGUUUCCGCAGCCGAGCAGCACGCCUUUUGCGUCGGCUCGGGCGGCGUCUGGGCUGUGGCGAUGGGCCACGGCCUCGUCGAUGGGAGCGACGUGCGUGCGCACGCCUUUUAUGGCGACCGGAACGCGUGCCUCGGCGCCCUGGCGACGCUGCCUGCGCCCAAGAACGGCGUGGCUACCUCGGCGGGCGUGCUCCGGGAUGCGACGGGCAGGGUUAUUGGUUUCCGCGUGCCUGAUGGCGGUGGUGAGGUGCGGGUGGGAACGGCGGCGCAGGGUUUCGACGUUGUGGUGCGAAGGAGCACGGUUUGA